This is a messenger RNA of Trematosphaeria pertusa, 975 nucleotides long. RefSeq lists its product as uncharacterized. Lineage: Eukaryota; Fungi; Ascomycota; Dothideomycetes; Pleosporales; Trematosphaeriaceae. Bases 140 to 862 code for a protein of 240 amino acids. The transcript is spliced from 2 exons. The record is from RefSeq and is a predicted model, not a curated record. Gene Ontology annotation, biological process: box C/D snoRNP assembly.
UGAGUGACGUUCCACGGUCCGGCGAGUCUGACAGGGGUUGAGCAACCCCGCCCGCGCCCGCAUCUCAAAUUUUUGGGGCUCUCGAGACCGGCUGCAACAAACACGAUCCGACGCCCACGACAGCCCGAGAAGAGUCGCCAUGGCGCCCAUGAAAGCUCACGGAAACGCUUCGACUGCGGAAAACACCACGAAAGAGCGGUUCGCAGAAGACGCGCACCGCCGCAAGCGCGUGAAGCUCUCGGACAGCUCUUCCGAGCACUCCUCUGCAUCGGAUCACUCGGCACUCAUCCCCACGAGCGUGCCUGAGGAAUCCACUGAUGCGAGCGAUAUCGACAGCGACAGCUCGAGCGAACUUUCUGAGUCGAGUGAGGCGCCCAGCUCUGAAAGCUCAAGCGAUGAGGACAGCGACGACUCCGAGUCGGAGGCCGAAUGGCAAGACGGCGAGGCCGACGUCGUGAAUCUGCGAGCCAACAGAGGGAAGAAGCCCGUCAUGAAACUGGGCGAUGAGGCACUCGACGGAGACAUACGCCCCUUUCUGAAGAAAUUCCUGCCGAAGUUGAAGGCCGCGAAUGAGAAGCUGGAGGCGGAGGAGAAAGCUGGCACGCUGAAGGGCAAGGUGAUAGAAGAAGCGGACGGCGAGGAGGAGGGGCAGUAUAUUGAGAUGGACCUCGGUCUCGGCGUGCUCGAAGCCCAACGUUCGGACGCAAGCGACACUUCCGCGAGUGAAGAUGACGGGGAUGGCGGCCGCGAGGACAGGCCGACACAGGAGAAGGACAUACUGGGCAAGCUGAUGGGCCGAGAAAUGACGAAGGCUACAGCGAGCAUUCAAGAAGUAGAGGGCUCACUCCAAAAUGGUACUUGAGCGGCAGAGAGUAUGUGCCUCAUUCGCAUCGAGGAAGAAAGGCCGAAGCCGUAGCUUCCUGUCUAAAGAGAAAAUUACGUGCUCGACGGCUGCACCUCCCAUGUCCGACCAAC